This is a messenger RNA of Marasmius oreades (fairy-ring Marasmius), 1627 nucleotides long. RefSeq lists its product as uncharacterized. NCBI's taxonomy places the organism in Eukaryota, Fungi, Basidiomycota, Agaricomycetes, Agaricales, Marasmiaceae. The transcript has 2 exons. The coding region runs from base 24 to 1538 and encodes 504 amino acids. The record is from RefSeq and is a predicted model, not a curated record.
GCGACGCUUGGCCACUGACCACAAUGCCAACCGCAAUGUCGACGCCAACGGCAACAAUGACUGUGUCAAAGAAAUCGUUGCUGAAGACAUUACGUUUAUCGUAUAACAGUGCUGCUAAAGCCUUCCUAAAUCGCAACAUCAAGCUCACACAUUCCCUCAUUCAGUCCACUUUCGACACUCUCAAUAACGGCUUUUCUCACUCGUGUACCGAUGCUCUACACAUACUCAGGAAAUGGGACAUCCUCCGAAUCACUCUCGAAACCACCGUGUACUCCGCGCCCCCUCCGAACGUUGACUUUCCUGACGAGUUAAGACAAAUGUCUCUUAAAAUUCCAUCUACCCUUGUCCAGGACAUGUACAGGCGUUCCUUGAAGUCUUUCUCGUCAGAAACCACGUCACCUUCUGCUGUUCUUCUGCCAGUACAGGUAAUUAGUACCCUGGUGUAUUCUAGUCUGAAACUGGAUGCGGCUCAAGUCGGAAGGGAAAUCAUCGAAGAGUGGUUAGCGCGUAGAAAUAAUACCUUGGCAUAUUUUCCUACUUCUACUGAUGGAGAUGGCUACGAGAAGGUGCUCGAACUCUACUGUCUUCAUUUACUACCAAAGCUCGAAGAUUGGGAGUAUGCAGCGCAGUUCCUGGAGUACGAAUCUGAACUCGGUGCCGAGACUCGUACGAGCUUACAGAAUUCUCUGAGAACGCAGCAUGUACAGGCAGUUUCAAGCCGUCUGCCACCACCCGUCAGCUCCCAGCUCUCCACUUCAUCGGUCCCCUCCCGAACACAAUCACCAACGCCUUCCUCUUCCUCUUCCUCCUCCUCACUCUCGACCACAUCUACGCAUACAGUCACUCCCCCAACUCCGCGUCCAUACCGGGGCCUACCGCAGCAGCCGUCGAUGACAUCCUUAGCGUCUUCCGUGUCCUCGGGAUCUUCGGAGGGCACGGUUACACCCAAUGGCAAUGGUCAUAUCCCCAAUGGAGGGACAGUAUCUAUCAACGGGAAUGGCUACGCCCAUCAUCAUCGUAUUGACAAAGGGAAACAGUCCUCGCGGCCUGGAACUUCCGGGAACGGGAGCUUACUCAACCACACGAAUGCCUCCACUUCUUCCUCCCCGCCUGCACGAAUACAAUCACAUCAUCCUCUUAAUCCUCAUUCACCCAACCCUCUGUCACUCCCCCGAUCACAUGUCAAUCGUGUCGGCGGUGGUAAUGGGAGAAUGUCGACCUAUGCUCUAAUCAAAGCAUCGUUGGAGCCCUACUGGUCGAGACUUGCGAAUAUGGGGGGAAGUCGGAUUAGCGCUUUGAUAUUCAUGGUGGUUCUUCCUGUGGUUUCACUAGUCCUGAGGUGGCGGACGCGGAGAAGGUUAAGUGCAGGGAGUAUGACCAUCGCGAAUAAUGCCGAUGUGGUUAGGAGAAAACUGAGGAAUGUGAAUGCUAGCGAUAACCAGGUGAAAGCGGUGGCGAUGAUGCUGGUGAAGAUGUGGUGGGCGUUUUUGAGGUCCAUACUUGAUACCGUAAGGAUGGGUGUUAGCGGAUUGGUAUGAAUCACGCUACGGGUUACACAGGGGAUUUAUUUAUGGGUAUCUUGUUUACUAUGUACUGUUCUUUCUUCAAAUGUAUCCUGUUGGAAUUG